Messenger RNA from Nerophis lumbriciformis (worm pipefish), 1926 nucleotides. The record is from RefSeq and is a predicted model, not a curated record. Lineage: Eukaryota; Metazoa; Chordata; Actinopteri; Syngnathiformes; Syngnathidae.
AUGUCUGAGAGAAGACUAUCGCACGAGGACGACCGCGCCUCGCUUCUGUCCAAACUGGGCUCCGAGUCUCCUCGGCCCAGGAUGAAAUACGGCGGCAUGUUCUGCAGCGUGGAAGGAGCUUUUGAAAACAAAACGCUCAACUUUGAAUCCUUCAGCCCUCGGCCGAGGCGGCGCCCGACCGGAGAGGACGUGCAGAGAGGAUGCGGCCAGAUUGGAGCGGUGGCGGCGCCCUUGGGACGCGGCCAGGACAGCCGUCUGAUCAUUAAAGGAGGGAAGAUUGUCAAUGACGACCAGUCAUUUUAUGCUGACGUUUACAUCGAGGAUGGAAUCAUCAAUCAAAUUGGGGAGAAUUUGAUGGUCCCCGCAGGUGUUAAGACGGUAGAGGCCGGCGGUCGACUGGUCAUCCCGGGGGGAAUCGACGCCAACACCAACCUGCGCGCGUCCCAAAAAGGCCUGAACCCCUCCGACGACUUCUACUGGGGAACCCGAGCGGCUCUGGCCGGAGGAACCACCAUGAUUAUCGACCACGUGAUGGCCGAGCCGGGCGGGAGCUUGCUGUCGGCGUUGGAGGAAUGGAGGGACGCGGCCCACCAAAGGGCCUGCUGCGACUUCUCUUUCCACGUGGAUGUCACUCGCUGGCACGUCGGACUCGCCGAGGAGCUGGAGAUGCUCGUCAAGGACAGAGGUGUUAACUCGUUCCUGUUUUUUAUGACUUACAAGGACCAAUAUCAGAGUUCCGAUUCACAGCUUUACGAGGCUUUUGGGCUCCUGAGGGAUCUGGGCGCCGUCGCCCUGGUACAUGCCGAGAAUGGCGACAUUGUCGCCGAGAGGCAAAAGGCGGUUCGUCGUCUCGGCAUCUCCGGACCCGAAGGACAUGUAUUUUCUCACCCUGAAGAGGCGGAGGCCGAGGCAGUCCACCGUGCCGUCACUAUAGCAAACCGAGCAAACUGUCCGCUAUAUGUGACUAAGGUGAUGAGCAAAUCUGCUGCUGAUGUGAUUGCCAAAGCUAGGAAGAAAGGAGCGGUGGUCUAUGGUGAGCCCGUGGCAGCGGGUCUGGCAGUGGACGGCUCCGGCUAUUGGUCCAAAGACUGGGCUACGGCUGCGGCCCUGGUUAUGAGCCCGCCCCUCAAUCCCGAUCCUUCCACUCCGCAGUACCUGGGCUCCCUCUUGGCGUGCGGUGACCUCCAGGUAACUUCCAGCGCUCAAGCCGGUUUUUGCACAGCUCAGAAAGCUGUGGGGAAAGAUGACUUUACACUCAUACCAGAGGGAACCAACGGAAUCGAGGAGAGGAUGUCAGUGGUUUGGGACAGAAUGGUGCGUACAGGGAAGAUAGAUGAGAAUGCGUUUGUGGCCUUGACAAGUACCAAUGCAGCAAAAAUCUUUAACAUUUACCCUCGUAAAGGACGGAUCGCCAUCGGUUCUGAUGCCGACAUCGUUGUUUGGAACCCAAAAGACACCAAAACUGUCUCUGCCAAAACACACAACUCGACAUUGGAGAUGAACGUCCUCGAGGGUCUGGAGUUUGACGGCGUCCCCACAGCGGUUAUCUCCGGCGGCCGAGUUGUCGCGGAGGACGGCCUACUCCGCGUAUCGGAAGGUUCCGCUCGCUUCGUUCCGAGGAAAGCCUUCCCUGACGUCGCGUACCGCAGGAUCCGAGCUCGCGGCAAGAUUAUUGGGAGUCAAAGUGUCCAUCGUAGCAUAUAUGAUGGUCCAAUCCACGAAGUCGGUACAAUGAAUAAAUUGACGGCACCUGCAUUAACCGUCAAAGGAAGUGCGUGCUUCAAAAUCCGUACCAUCACUCGAAACCUCCAUCAGUCAGGAUUCACCUUGGCUGGAACUCAGAUUGAUGACCACGUUCCUCGACGGUCUACUCAGAAGAUUGUGGCACCACCUGGUGGACGAUCAAACAUUACAUCGCUUUCUUAA